Molecule: messenger RNA, 1455 nt
Organism: Centruroides sculpturatus (bark scorpion)
Lineage: Eukaryota; Metazoa; Arthropoda; Arachnida; Scorpiones; Buthidae
Product: fumarylacetoacetase-like
Exons: 7
Coding region: 1-690 (229 amino acids)
Biological process (GO): homogentisate catabolic process; L-tyrosine catabolic process; L-phenylalanine catabolic process
Molecular function (GO): fumarylacetoacetase activity
Source: RefSeq, a predicted model, not a curated record
AUGGCGGCGAAAGCCCGUAACGAUGAGCGGGACGACAACGGAUCGGAUAACGGUAAACCACCUGAAUUUGGAUUAUCAAAACUUAUGGAUUUUGAAUUAGAAAUGGCAUUUUUUAUUGGACUACCAUCAAAAUUAGGACAACCUGUAUCAAUUGAUAGAGCUCAAGAUUAUAUAUUUGGAAUGGUUCUUAUGAAUGAUUGGAGUGCUCGAGAUAUUCAGAAAUGGAACACUAAUUUAUUUCUUUUUGUAACUUUUGCAUUUAAUAUUCUGGAAGAAAUGAAUUUGUCUGCAGCUGAUUCAAAUCCCACUUUUGACCAAUUCUUGAAACCAUCCACUAUUAUUCAUGGCAUUAAAACAAUUCUUAAGGUUCUUGAGUGUGAAGUAUACAUUCCAUAUAUGUAUUGGACAAUGAAACAACAAUUGGCACAUCAUACAAUAACAGGAUGUAAUCUUAACACAGGAGAUUUAAUGGCAUCAGGCACAAUUAGUGGCCCAACUCCUGAUUCAUAUGGCUCACUGUUAGAACUGACUUGGCGAGGUAGCAAACCCAUUACUUUGGCAGAUGGACAAACUAGAACUUUUCUUAAAGAUGGAGAUGAAGUUAUCAUAACAGGCUAUUGCCAAGCCAAUAAUUUUCGAAUUGGAUUUGGUUCUUGUAGUGGAAAACUUCUUCCAGCUGUACAAUUGUAAAUUACAGAAUAUCUAAAAAUUUCUGAAUUUAUUCAAGAAGUUUGUGCAAUAUUUACAGCAUAAUCAUUCCUUGUGAUUGAUUUAGAUAUAUUUUUUAAUGUGUUUUUAUUUUUUAAAGAAAAUAAAUAAAUAUUUUAUAAUUAUUUUCAUUAAUGGAUACAUACCAUAAAUAAGCAUUUGAAAACUUCAAGAAUGAUUCAUUCAUAUAUACUAUAAUUGCCCAACUGUCUUGAGGUUAUUUCUAGAUACUCGUUACAAUGUUACAAAUUCCAGAAUCAAGUGGGAUAUAGCACUAAAGAAUAUCCACAUUGGGUUCAAACUUAUCAACUCACAUAAUAGAAUAAUUCCUGAACAACUCUUGUCCCAAUGGUUGCAAAUAUUUUGAUUCUUCUUUUGUUUUAAAUCAUAAUUUCUAUUAUCAGUGUAAAUUCAAAAACUAUCUAAAUAUAAUUUCUAUAUUUACUUAUUUUUGAGCUUAAAUUUAAGAAAUUGUUUAUAAAAUAAUUAAUUUUAAGAGACAUAAAAAUCAAAUCUCAGUACAAAAAAUAGUAUUUAUUAUUUUUUGUUAAAAUUUACAGUUGGCAUUGUUCUGUUGCUAAUCUGCUGCUGAUCGACAUUGUUCUGUUUGCUUGAUUCUCUAAACAUCUCUAAGCUUGAUGUUAUUAAUCAAAGCCAAAUGACCAGCAUAAUUAAUCAGACUAUUUUUCUCUGCUGUUAAUAAUUAAAUUCUAAAUAAUUUGGCACUGGAGGUAGGUGUUAGUUAUC